This is a messenger RNA of Leopardus geoffroyi (Geoffroy's cat), 4108 nucleotides long. It is a transcript of the gene MMP13, whose product is annotated as matrix metallopeptidase 13. The record is from RefSeq and is a predicted model, not a curated record. Gene Ontology annotation, biological process: proteolysis; collagen catabolic process; extracellular matrix organization. The transcript has 10 exons. Gene Ontology annotation, molecular function: metalloendopeptidase activity; zinc ion binding. Lineage: Eukaryota; Metazoa; Chordata; Mammalia; Carnivora; Felidae. The coding region runs from base 1468 to 2880 and encodes 470 amino acids. Gene Ontology annotation, cellular component: extracellular matrix.
CCUCACUUGCAUGCACUUUCUCUCUGUCUCUCAAAAAAGAAAAAAAAUUCCUCAACUGAUCGCCCACAUUUCACAGGCUUUCUGCUCACCCUGAGGUACCGGCCAGUGGAGGUGAUGGCGUUUUUACCCACACGCGGGUGCCCCUUCCUGACCCACCCGAAUCUGUAUUCACGCUCCUUCUUUUUCUCUUCCUGUUCCGGACCUGAGCCCUGACUCUUGGUCACUUAAAUUAACUUGCAUCAAUUUCUGUCAUUCGAUCUGAAGAUCAUGACUCAUAUUCUUCCGUCCAUUUACAUCGCCGGGGGACCAAAGACGGCGUUCUGAUUUCAUGGAACUCGCUGUGUGAGGUUCUGAAGGGGAUAAUAGAAAUAGGCCUCGUGGACGGCUUUCCUGAGUGUUGGACCUAAGACACUUCUACUGUGCAAGCUUAAAAAUAAAAAUUGAGAAACUUGACCAUGGCCAUGAGCUUCCCUAGCCACCCCCCCCGCCCCGGUUUUCCUGGAUACUCCCAGACAUGUGGGAACAAAGCAGUUCGGUUUCUGAGAAUUAAUGGGGUAGAGGCCGGGCUGGAUGGUGGUGAAGAACACGAAGUCUUGAGUCUAGUGGCUUGGAUUGGAAUGCCGAGAGGACCGUCUAUUAACUCUGUGACCCAAAGCAAGCAUUUAACUUGUCUGUGUCUCAGAUUAUUCAUCUGUACGGUGGAAACAAGCCUUCCAGCGGUCCCUACUUCCCUCGGCUGUCAUACGGAUUAAAUGAGAUCAUGCCUUUUAAGCCUCGCGGGUGGUGAUCCCUCAAUAUGUGGUAGCCGUUACGCUGUCUUCCAGCAUCUUCUCCUCCCUCGUCCUGGACCUGCCGGGCAUUUGGGCAGCACUCCACGUCUGUCAGGGGUCACACCAGAGCCUUUAGAUUUCAACCGUCGCAUCAACGCCGUGGAUGUCCCCUGGUGCCUCCGGGGCUCCGAGCGUGGGUCUGGUAGACAGGUAGACAGCGUUGCCCUCUGUCAUUGCUUUGGGGACAGUGACGUUUGCAGGUGACAGGGGUACAGAUGCUGUAGAAGCAGGACUCCGUGUGCCUGUAAGGAAGGAGGGCAGCGUCUUGAUUUUCUUCUCCAAAAAAAGUAAAAGUGGCUGCUUUCCUACGGAGGGAACAACCUUUUUCCCAGUGAAGUGAACAACUCACUAGUCUGUUUCUUCCCACAGCAUCCCUAAAUGUGCUGAGGCCGUUUGUUUGGCCAGAUGGUUUUUGGGCCCCUGCUGAAAUGAGAGAUGGCCUCGUUUCCUAUUUCCCUCAAAUUCUCCCACAAACCACACUUCUUGGGAGGAAAGGAAAAGUCGCCCCGUAAGCAUGUUUACUUUCAGCUCCCUAGGAAGCGGAGCGUGUCCUCAGACGAUGAGUCACCCCUGCAGGUCUAUAAAAUAAAGGUGCGCGUCUGCGGGCGGCCAGCAGCCUCCGGGCACAGCCGUCAGGAUGCACCGGGCCUUCCUCGCCGCCCUCCUCCUCUGGAGCUGGGCUCGCUGUCGGUCCCUGCCCCUUCCCAGCGAGGGUGACGACGACCUGUCCGAGGAAGACUUCCAGUUGGCAGAGCGCUACCUGAAAUCCUACUACUACCCGAUGAAUCCCGCCGGAAUCCUGAAGAAAGCGGCCACGAGCUCCGUGGCCGACAGGCUCCGAGAAAUGCAAGCCUUUUUUGGCUUAGAGGUCACCGGCAAGCUCGAUGACAGCACCUUAGACAUCAUGAAGAAACCGAGAUGUGGGGUCCCCGAUGUGGGCGAGUACAACGUGUUCCCCCGAACGCUCAAGUGGUCCAAGACGAACUUGACCUACAGGAUUGUGAAUUAUACCCCUGAUCUGACUCAUUCUGAAGUCGAAAAGGCAUUCAAAAAAGCCCUCAAAGUUUGGUCUGAUGUGACACCACUGAACUUCACCAGACUCCAUGACGGCACUGCCGACAUCAUGAUCUCUUUUGGAACUAAAGAGCAUGGCGACUUCUACCCAUUUGAUGGACCCUCUGGUCUGCUGGCUCAUGCUUUUCCUCCUGGGCCAAAUUAUGGAGGCGACGCCCAUUUUGAUGAUGACGAAACAUGGACGAGUACUUCCAAAGGUUACAACUUGUUUCUUGUCGCUGCCCACGAGUUUGGCCACUCCUUAGGUCUCGACCACUCCAAGGACCCAGGAGCGCUCAUGUUUCCCAUCUACACCUACACUGGCCAAAGCCACUUCAUGCUUCCUGAUGACGACGUACAAGGGAUCCAGUCUCUCUAUGGCCCGGGAGAUGAGGACCCCAACCCGAAACAUCCCAAAACGCCCGACAAAUGUGACCCGUCCCUGACCCUCGACGCCAUCACCAGUCUCCGAGGAGAGACCAUGAUCUUUAAAGACAGAUUCUUCUGGCGCCUGCACCCCCAGCAGGUGGACGCAGAGCUGUUUUUAACAAAAUCCUUUUGGCCGGAACUUCCCAACCGCAUCGACGCCGCCUACGAGCACCCCUCCCGUGACCUUAUCUUCAUCUUUAGAGGCAGAAAAUUUUGGGCUCUUAAUGGUUAUGACAUUCUGGAAGGUUACCCCAAAAAAAUAUCCGAACUGGGAUUUCCAAAAGAUGUUAAAAAGAUAAGUGCUGCUGUCCACUUUGAGGACACAGGGAAGACGCUCUUCUUCUCGGGAAACCAGGUCUGGAGCUAUGAUGACAGCAACCACGCCAUGGAUCAGGGCUCCCCCAGGCUGAUCGAAGAGCACUUUCCAGGGAUUGGUGAUAAAGUGGACGCCGUCUACGAGAAAAACGGUUACAUCUAUUUUUUCAACGGGCCCAUCCAGUUUGAAUACAGCAUCUGGAGUAACCGUAUUGUUCGCGUCCUGCCAGCAAAUUCCCUGUUGUGGUGUUAAAUACUGUUGUUAUUUAAAUCCUGGAGAGCAUUUGAGAUCACACUUCCAGUGAUACUGGGUGUGGGGGGACGACGGGGUGUCAGGGGAAAGCUUCGUUCCGUGAACAAGCAUCAGUAACUUAUCUUUGAAUGGGUGGGAUGUGUAUAGCUAGACGUGGCUGGAACCACAGUGAAUCUUAAAGCGAUGGAACGGAUCCUCUGUAAGGAUCGCCUCAUUGUUGCGCACCGCAGAAGUCGUACUCAACGGUGCUUCCCGCAGCAGAAAUGGGACAUAUGGGGUGUCAGAGACAGUUAGCAUCAUUUUUUAAAAUAUAUUUAUAAGGAAACUUUGCAAAAGUAUAGAAGUAAAUCAUAGUUACGUAAUUAAUGAAUCAUCUUUAUGAAAAAGCAUCAAAGAGUAGGAAAGUGGAAUUUGCCAGGAGCGUAAGGCACCAAGAAAAGACAAAAACCAGAGGGAACUAUCUGCCAUAAAGAUUCUGUAGGGCAACUUUCCAAAGAAGCCAUUUUGGGUUUGCACUGGCAACAUCUGAAUGUACAUGGCCCCAUUCAUGACACUAGGACGUAUCAAAGUCACUCAAGAGGAGAGACAGAGGCCAAGGCUAAGGAUAAUACAUGUGCCUGUGGUUCUGUUUAAUUUUCCCUUUGACCGUGAUUCCAGAGCUACUGUCAAAGAAGGCGUUUUUUGCCUGUUAUAGAAGAUAAAGAGAGACAGUUUCUCUUUGUAUCGAAACAUUUCAGGUCUCUCAAAAAUAUCAGAGCAUUAAAAUUCUUAUCACGAUGAUCUAAGGCCAUGGUAUCACUCUUUCAUAACUCAUCUGAUUAAGACUCAAAGUCGUAUUUUAGCCCUAUUUCGCCCAGAUAAUUGUUUUAAUUGUCCAGUUUACCUUGGAUACACAGGCUAUGUUCCGAAGAUAGAGACUCGAACAUAUCUUAUAAACUGGAAGUAUGCUAAAACGGACACAUCCAAAAUAAAAGCAUUCUGCAUUCACCACGACCGCAGUCUUCUUGAGGGUGUGAACUAGCUUUCUCUCUCCUUCGUUCCCAUUCCUGUGAUCCCUCAGCACGUUGCCCUGCCCGGCACAGAGUUCACACUGAAUAUAGGAAUGACCACCGAGGGAGGAACAUCUUGUUCACAGAAGUUCAGGCAAAGAAAAUAAAGUGUAUUAUAUUUGCAGAAUGUGUUAGGAAGCGUCUAUGUUGUUUCUAAUAAAAAACAUGUUUUGAACAGA